This is a messenger RNA of Erpetoichthys calabaricus (reedfish), 2457 nucleotides long. RefSeq names its product protocadherin gamma-A11-like. The transcript has a single exon. Lineage: Eukaryota; Metazoa; Chordata; Cladistia; Polypteriformes; Polypteridae. Gene Ontology annotation, cellular component: plasma membrane. Gene Ontology annotation, biological process: homophilic cell-cell adhesion. The record is from RefSeq and is a predicted model, not a curated record. Bases 1 to 2457 code for a protein of 818 amino acids. Gene Ontology annotation, molecular function: calcium ion binding.
AUGGGAUUUCUUUGUUAUACUCCGGUUUCGAAAACGACAUUGCGGACUCUGAAAAGGCAGGUAUUGAUAUUCAUUGUUUUUACCCUUUGUGCACUUGCAGUUAAGGGUGAGGUUCGCUAUUCGAUUUCGGAGGAGAUGAUUGCAGGAUCUCUUGUGGGAAAUGUAGCUAAAGACCUGGGGUUAGACAUUCUAAGACUUAAAACCAGCAGAGCACGUAUUUUUACCGAAGGGGGUAUGGAGUACUUUGAGCUGAAUGCGAAUAAAGGUACUUUGGUGGUUAAAGACAGAAUUGAUAGAGAGCAGCUGUGCGCACAGAUUACUCCUUGCUUCCUAAAUCUGCAGAUAGUGCUUGAAGACCCCAUAGAAUUUUAUCAUGUUGCCGUUGAAAUUGUUGAUGUAAAUGACAAUGACCCAAUGUUUCCAAAUAAAAACAUUAAAUUAGAAAUCAGCGAAGCAUCAAUGCCAGGAGCCCGUUUUGCACUGCUUAGUGCCAUCGACUACGAUGUGGGCUUAAAUGCACUUCAAACGUACACACUUUCACCAACUGACAAUUUUAAUUUAAAGAUUCGUAAACAAUCCGAUGGCAGCAGUUCAAUAGAUUUACUUUUAGUUAAACAGCUGGAUCGAGAAAACCAAGAGGAACACGUUGUGCUGCUUACUGCAGUCGAUAAUGGGAGCCCUCGGAGGUCUGGCACUGUCGAAAUUCGCAUUGUUGUUCUCGAUGCCAAUGACAAUGCCCCCAUAUUUACGCAAGAUGUUUACAAAACCGCUGUGAAAGAAAAUGUUUUAAUUGGUUCGGGGCUUAUUACAGUUACAGCUACCGAUGCAGACAAAGAAUUAUAUGGUUGGGUAACAUAUAGUGUCACCCACGUUACCGAUAACUGCGGAGAUCUGUUUGAAAUUAACUCAACCUCUGGUGAAAUCAAAGUGACAGGUCAGCUAGAUUACGAAACAUUUAAAAAGUAUGAAAUUACAGUCCAAGCUAAAGAUACAGGGGGCUAUACAGAUUCUUGCAAAGUGAUGGUAGAUAUAAUUGAUGUGAACGACAACAUCCCUUUAAUAACCCUUAUGUCAGUUUCAAGUGAAAUACCCGAAGACUCAGGACCUGGGACAGUGAUUGCCGUCAUUAAUGUACAGGAUAAGGAUUCUGGAAAAAACGGCCAAGUCACUUGUUUAAUUGAUGACAAUAUUCCAUUUAAGCUUAAGCCUUCUAUCAAUAAUUUAUAUAGUUUGGAGACGGGUGUACUUUUAGAUCGAGAAAUAACGUCACAGUAUAAUAUUACAAUUUACGCAAGAGAUGAAGGCAAGCCAUCUCUUUCAUCUAGCAUCACCUUAUCUUUAGGAGUAAAGGACGUCAAUGACAAUCCACCGAAAUUUGAACAGCAGCAUUAUACAGCAUACAUUACGGAAAAUAACUCCCCAGGAUAUUCGUUUUUUUCUCUACGCGCAAAUGAUGACGACUCUGGUGUUAACAGUAAACUUUAUUACUUCAUUCAAGAUCAUUUUAUUCAGAACAUAUCUGUUUCGUCAUAUAUUUCUAUUAAUUCCGAAGAGGGUACCCUCUGCUCUGUACGUUCUUUUGAUUAUGAGCAGUUCAACCGUUUUCAAGUUUCUGUCAUAGCCAAAGAUGGGGGAUCCCCGUCAUUUAGCGCAAGCGCGAUUGUAGAUAUUCUUGUGCAGGACCAAAAUGACAACGCUCCCCAGAUUCUGUUCCCCGUCCAGAAUAAAGCGUCAACCGGUCCUGAAAUUUUACCCCGCACUGCAGAUGUUGGCUAUCUGGUAACUAAAGUUGUGGCUGUUGACAAGGACUCUGGACAGAAUGCUUGGCUUUCUUAUAAACUCAUCAAAUCUACUGACCAAGCACUUUUCAAACUGGGGAUGCAUAAUGGAGAAUUAAGAACAGUUCGAGAAGUUACAGAGAAAGAUUCCACAAGGCAAACCUUAGUUAUUUCAGUAGAAGACAACGGGCAGCCAGCACAGUCAACUACAGUCACUAUAAACGUGGCGGUCACUGACAGCUUCCCUCAAGCAUUAGCGGAAUUCAACGAUCUCUCCCAGGAAGUCACUGGUGAAGCGGAUUUAACAUUUUAUUUAGUAUUGGCUUUAGCAAUUGUGUCGUUUCUUUUUCUAACAUUUAUCGUUAUCUUGAUAACUUUUAAAAUAUAUUCCUGGAGGCGGUCCAGACUCUUCAAAGCCUGUUCAAAUGGAAAUCUCCCAGUUAUCCCAUAUUAUCCACCCCGUUAUGCAGAUGUCGGUGGAACAGGAACUCUUCGUCACGUUUACAAUUAUGAAGUUUGCCUAACAACAGAUUCGGGAAGAAGCGACUUCAAAUAUAUUAAACCUGUCCUACACAGUGGUGUUAAUGGUGAACUUAGUGGACUGGAAACAAUGCAUUUCAAUCAAAAGACAGACUUGAAUACCAAUGAAGAACUUCUACAGGUAAGUGUGGACACCUAG